AUGGGCAACAGCAACAGCAACCCCAAUAUGAAGCUAUUCAAAUCUGCAAAGUCUGAUAAUGACAGGACCAUCGAGCCCUCGUCAAGCAAAAUGCAAUCCCAACAAACACCACCAACAUACGAAGAGAGUACACAGGAUGUGAUGAAGAAAUACGCAAAGCAAGUGAAACACGCCAAGACCCCCGAGGACCUGUUGGAACCACUCUUGUCAGACAUGAAUAUCGAUGAAAAACGAAAGCUCAUUCAAGAUGCUCCAGAUAUAGUCUUUGCUAGUGAUGGGGGCACAACAAAAACUCUGAACCUUGAGACUCAGCUUGAAAAUGCAAACUACGACGAGCUUGCUCAAAGGGUAGUCUACCGCUACCAUUUUCUCAACGCAUCAUCCAACCGAGACUGGUGUAAAAAACUGAUUAAGCUGGAUAUCACCCUGCGAUGGAUUGUCCAGCGCAGAAUAUGGCUUGAACAAAAGGUCAAAGCCCUACAGACACGUCAAAGACAGUAUAUGUCAGACUUGGAUUUACAUAAGCUUGAGACCUAUGAAGAGCAAAUCAAAUCCCUCAACUCAAAAUACUGGGAUGGUCAUAGGGAACAAUGGGCCGUGUCAGACGGAAUAUGGAGCUUAUCGGCGAACCGAGCAAUAAAAAGGCAGAGAAAACACGCGGAUUGGUAUCUCUCGAGUGAUCUUCGUGAAGACUGUGCAAAUCGAGGGGGUGUUGUGGACGCGGAUGUGGAUGUUGCGAGAGGCCACAAAUGA
Molecule: messenger RNA, 753 nt
Organism: Penicillium verrucosum
Lineage: Eukaryota; Fungi; Ascomycota; Eurotiomycetes; Eurotiales; Aspergillaceae
Exons: 1
Coding region: 1-753 (250 amino acids)
Source: RefSeq, a predicted model, not a curated record